Sclerotinia borealis F-4128 is the source of this 1362-nucleotide messenger RNA. The record is from the annotation of a GenBank genome assembly. NCBI's taxonomy places the organism in Eukaryota, Fungi, Ascomycota, Leotiomycetes, Helotiales, Sclerotiniaceae.
AUGUCCUCCCCAAAGAAAACUCUUUUGCCCGAUUUGGAGCGAAAAGCUUCAUUGAGAGCUCGUAUUUCGAAAGUUAAGGUCGAAGAACUAUCAAAGCGCUUUAAGAAAGGACUCAACUCCUCCAGAAAAGCUCUCACCAAGAACGUUGCAGAUAUGGUGGCUGUGCCUCCGAUUGAACUCACGGUCGAAGCACCAGCCAUCACUGGUACAGCUAGUCCGUACCGGCCAAUUCUUUCCAAGUCAAACACGCCAACCGUACCAAGUGGACCUUCUAAGGCCACUGCCACCACCUCUUCCUUUUCUUCUUCAUCUUCUUCGUCUGUAUCAGCAAAGAGAAUUAAAUUACAUCACACACCUUCGUUGGCAACAAAAGCCACCACCACAGCCUCUACAUCAUUGUCUGCUGUCUUGACAGCUUCUUUUACCGCAAAGCCCACCACAAAGAGCUCUGCAAACGCCAAGGACGUUCGGCCAGCUCUUGGUGCAGCGGUCCCUCCGAUUCCAGUUCCUCGUGCCAACAGCACAACUUCCAAAGUCGACUAUACGAGUAAGGGUAAAGCACCAGCUGAUGAGCCAAUCAUGCACCCCCAACUCUUUGAUAACUCCCUUCAAAAUGGCACUAAGCGUACUCGUGCGCAAUUUGAGGGCCUAGAGGAUGAGCCAUUCGUGAUUCUUGGUGGUACUAUCAAUGACUCUGCUAGGUACAGCUUCACUAAAGAUGAUUUUGAGGCCAUACUUGAGGUAGCCCCUCACUUCAAGACAUAUCUCGCGACUCCUAACUCUACUUUCAUCAACAUCACCGAAUUCUUUGGCUCGUCUCUCAAAGUUCUGCUCCAAUGGAUCACUACAGACACUCUUGUAGAGCUUGAUCCUCGUAAGCCAGGAAGACGAGAAGGUCUCGCUAACUACCACCUUGUCGACACCUACACCAUGGCUAACACCUUCGGUCUCUCUGCGCUGUGCGACGAAAUAAUGAGCAUGGCUAUGAGAGAGCUCUGGGGAAAGAAGGAUGAAGAAUGCAUCUUACCCGACAUUCGUGAUCUAUCCAUGGUCUAUUCCCGAACUAGACCAGGCAACCCAAUGAGAAACCUAUACAUCGCCGUCUUUGAUUGGUUUUUGACCUCCGACGAAUGUAACCGCGUCAACAGUAAAUCCAAAAUCUCCAGCGCUAAGCUUUGGGAUCUUCUCAAGGAUUCUGACCAUGCUGGAGUUGAUUAUAUCAACUACGCGAGAGGUCAAAUUAGCGACCGUGGCGUCUACACCCAUCCUCUCGAUCCACGAAAGUGGAAUACUUGCGAACUACAUCAGCAUGCAAUCGAUAAACCUUGCCCUGUCACGGAUAAGGUGAAGCGUGAAACGUGA